AUGCAGAGAUACUAUACUAAAUUCAAGCCUCAAAGUAGCUCAAGCAAGAUAAGUAGGAAAUCACAAUGGAGAGGUUAGAGCUAUUGGCCAAGGAAACAUAUUAAUCAGUCAAAUAGAAUUAAAGCAGAUAUCAAUACAGGGAGCUAAAAUAGAUCAUAAACAUGCCUGUAUUCUAAAACCAUGGGAUCAUUUAGAAAAAAUCAAAAGCCAACAAAGGAAAGCUUCAUAUAAACAUGUUUAAACAACAAUACAUUAAACUAUAUGAAUAAAGAGAUGAAAUAAAUGGGAAAAUAAGAAUGA
Molecule: messenger RNA, 300 nt
Organism: Stylonychia lemnae
Lineage: Eukaryota; Ciliophora; Spirotrichea; Sporadotrichida; Oxytrichidae
Source: the annotation of a GenBank genome assembly